Onychomys torridus (southern grasshopper mouse) is the source of this 1586-nucleotide messenger RNA. RefSeq names its product transcription factor AP-2 gamma (gene Tfap2c). The transcript has 7 exons. The record is from RefSeq and is a predicted model, not a curated record. Gene Ontology annotation, molecular function: RNA polymerase II transcription regulatory region sequence-specific DNA binding; DNA-binding transcription factor activity, RNA polymerase II-specific. Gene Ontology annotation, cellular component: nucleus. Gene Ontology annotation, biological process: anatomical structure development; regulation of cell population proliferation; regulation of transcription by RNA polymerase II. Bases 234 to 1586 code for a protein of 450 amino acids. Lineage: Eukaryota; Metazoa; Chordata; Mammalia; Rodentia; Cricetidae.
UCUGUGAGGGUGAGGCUUCUCCGGUCCACGGCUGCGGCCUCUACACACCCACGGCGGCCACAUCUACGCGCACAGCCACCGAUGCGCGUCCAGUGACCAGGACAGCGAGGCCCGCGCGUGGCGGGGGUGGCGGCAGACGCCUGGCCACCGUGACCCCGAUUGUGGAUUUACCGCUCGGGGGGUGGGGGGAGCCUGGAUUUAACUGGCGACUGUUUUGGGGGACUCCGGACGCCAUGUUGUGGAAAAUAACAGAUAAUGUCAAGUAUGAAGAGGAUUGCGAGGAUCGCCACGACGCGAGCAGCAAUGGGAACCCGCGUAUCCCCCACCUGUCUUCUGCCGGACAACACCUUUACAGCCCCGCGCCUCCUCUCUCGCACACCGGGGUUGCAGAGUACCAGCCGCCCCCCUACUUCCCGCCGCCGUACCAGCAGCUGGCAUACUCGCAGUCCGCCGACCCCUACUCGCACCUGGGAGAGGCUUACGCUGCAGCCAUCAACCCCCUGCACCAGCCUGCGCCCACCGGCAGCCAGCAGCAGGCCUGGCCGGGUCGACAGAGCCAGGAGGGCGCUAGCCUGGCCUCACACCACGGCCGCCCUGCUGGCCUGCUGCCCCACAUUUCGGGGCUGGAAGGGGGUGCGGUGAGUGCCCGGCGGGAAGCCUACCGCCGUUCUGACCUGCUGCUGCCUCAUGCGCAUGCCCUGGAAGCCGCUGGCCUGGCAGAGAACCUGGGGCUGCACGACAUGGCUCACCCCAUUGAAGAGGUGCAAAAUGUGGACGACCCGCACCUGCUUCUACACGAUCAGACUGUCAUUCGCAAAGGACCCAUUUCAAUGACCAAGAACCCUUUGGGCCUCCCGUGCCAGAAGGAGCUGGUGGGAGCAGUCAUGAACCCCAGUGAGGUCUUCUGCUCGGUGCCAGGAAGACUGUCCCUGCUCAGUUCCACAUCUAAAUACAAAGUGACGGUGGCUGAGGUACAGAGGCGACUGUCACCACCCGAAUGCCUAAAUGCCUCGCUCCUGGGAGGUGUGCUCAGAAGAGCAAAAUCCAAAAAUGGAGGCCGGUCCCUUCGGGAAAAGUUGGACAAAAUUGGGUUGAACCUUCCAGCUGGGAGACGGAAAGCGGCCCACGUCACUCUGCUCACGUCUCUCGUGGAAGGCGAAGCCGUCCAUUUGGCCCGGGACUUCGCCUAUGUGUGUGAGGCUGAGUUUCCCAGUAAACCAGUGGCUGACUAUCUAACCAGACCUCAUCUUGGGGGUCGAAAUGAGAUGACCACGAGGAGGAGCAUGCUGCUGGCAGCACAGCAAGUGUGCAAAGAAUUCACAGACCUUCUCAGUCAAGACCGAACACCCAACGGGAACAACAGGCCGGCCCCGAUCUUGGAGACCAACAUACAAAACUGCUUAUCUCAUUUCAGUCUGAUAACUCACGGCUUUGGCAGCCAGGCCAUCUGUGCUGCAAUAUCUGCAGUGCAGAAUUAUAUCAAGGAGGCUUUGAUCACCAUUGACAAGUCCUAUAUAAACCCUGGAGACCAGAGUCCUGCUGAUUCCAACAAGACAAUGGAGAAAAUAGAAAAGCACCGGAAAUAA